Anarrhichthys ocellatus (wolf-eel) is the source of this 797-nucleotide messenger RNA. Its product is annotated as potassium voltage-gated channel subfamily E member 2-like. NCBI's taxonomy places the organism in Eukaryota, Metazoa, Chordata, Actinopteri, Perciformes, Anarhichadidae. The record is from RefSeq and is a predicted model, not a curated record. Gene Ontology annotation, biological process: regulation of heart rate by cardiac conduction; negative regulation of delayed rectifier potassium channel activity; ventricular cardiac muscle cell action potential. Bases 39 to 401 code for a protein of 120 amino acids. Gene Ontology annotation, cellular component: membrane; voltage-gated potassium channel complex. Gene Ontology annotation, molecular function: potassium channel regulator activity; delayed rectifier potassium channel activity; transmembrane transporter binding. The transcript has 2 exons.
UCCAUUUGCACUCCAAGGUGUCCAGGGCGACCAAUUUCAUGAUUCAGCCGUUGAAAACCUGGCAGAAGAUGAGUGCAUCUGAUUUUUCCAACCUGACCCUUCACCUGGAGGGGUCCCUGACCAGUGCUUUAGAUCAUUACCUGGACAACUGGAGGCGUAACAUGACGGCUGCAGCCAACGCUUUGGACAAGACUCUGGCUGAGGAGAACUUCAAGAACAUCAUCUGGUACCUGGUGGUGAUGAUUGGCCUGUUUGCCUUCAUUGUUGUGGCCAUCCUGGUAAGCACGGUGAAAUCCAAGAGGAGAGAGCACUCUAAUGACCCCUACCACCAAUACAUCAAGGAGGACUGGACUGCUCAGAUACAACAGGGCGACGUUGUCACCAACUUUGCAGCUAGAUAAUGCAAGCAAAGACGCUCAGCCCACAGCAGAUUAUCAUUAUCAUCAGUAGCAGUAGCAGCAUAACCGGUUUUCACAAAAGUGGUCUAAUAUCCUUUCUUUUUCAGUGAAUUUUGCUCAUGCUGGUCAAAUUUGUAAUCAGUGUAAUACGGUAUAAUAGAUAUUGUGUAUCUAACUGAGGGUUUUGCUUUUUAGUCCUCUAGAUAUUUAACCCAUUAACAUCAAUAAUGCAUUCGGACAGUUUUGUCACAGCCCUGUCAGAUGAAGUCAAGUAUCACGUCACUGACAAAUGUGUUCAUUUUAUUUGAUUUUGAAGAGAAUGUUAUUCAACACUGGUUACUAUAUAAAUAUACUGUAUAUGUUAUUACAAUAUGUUCAUGCAAAUCAUGGUGACUCGGA